AUGACAAUCUAUUUUCUUGAACAACUUUCAUGUAAUUUAGAUGACCUUCUAAAAAACAGUGACGAAUACAAUGUUAUUAUUGAAGUUGGUCAACCACCAAACAGCAAAGAAUUUAAGAUUCAUACAAUUAUUUUAAAUUCUUGCUUUAAUGUUAACGCUUUUAUUAUCAUUGAUCUUUUAAUCGCCUCUAAUAAAUUUGGUCUUAAAGAAUUGAGAAGCUUUAAAAUUGACAAUUUUAAAGAGCAAAUUUCUCAACAAGAAACUUCCUUGCCACCAGAAUUUCAAAAAGAAAAAACUAAGAUACCUUCAGAACAAAAUUUAUUUUGUAGGGAAGGUUGUAAAUGUAUUAAUUGUAUUCAACGAGUUGCCGAAUAUCAAUAUGACUCGAAUGAAUCAGAUACAGGAUCAGAUUAUGAUGAUGACAUUCAUUGGGAAUAUUAUGAUUAA
Dentiscutata heterogama is the source of this 447-nucleotide messenger RNA. NCBI's taxonomy places the organism in Eukaryota, Fungi, Glomeromycota, Glomeromycetes, Diversisporales, Gigasporaceae. The record is from the annotation of a GenBank genome assembly.